AUGCGAAGGUGGCAUCAUCUCGCGGCGGUGGUGCUGCUGCUCGCCACGUGGCCGCCAGGCACGCACAAUCAGCUAACCAACCAGAACAUCGGAGGAACUGCCCAGAACCCGACAAUCAACCAGGUUUCCCCUGGUCAGAUCUUCACUGGAACAGGCAACAACCCCUAUUAUGGAGGUGAGAGAGAGCAGAUGUCGCAACCUGACACCGUCCGUUUUGUUUAUUCACUCCGUUCCGAAUGUUUCAGUCAAUCUCGUUCCCUUUGGUCCGGAAGCCGGCGAUUUGAUGGUGAAUCCGUCGAUGCUGACUGCCGGAAUGACCAUCGAUUUGUACAUGUUCUUCCCCUACUACGGAGGGCUUUACAAUUACACAACUGUAAGUAUCAUCCUCAUCUGAAACUAGUCAAUAUUUAUUCAAUUUCAGAUCUCAGUCAAUGGAUACCUUGGUUUUGCCACAGUGCUCGAUCAGGGGCCAACCAUUAACGUGGGUCCUGAGACGACUGAUUGGCCACGUCAGGAAGAUCCGGCUAUGAUUGCUCCGUAUUUGUGCAAGCAACAGGUUCCCCAGCAAGGUAACCCGGCUCGCCGAGCUGGAGUCUACUAUCGUCUCUUGCUCCGUCAGUCUCUGUUUGGAAGAGAAAGUAACUCUAACCUCAACUUGGGAGGAACUCUCCAGCAGAACACUUUCUUCGGCCAAACAGCCAGCCAGGCAUGUCCUGGAACAGCCGACAGUUACGUGAGAUGCGAUUCGAACAGUGACUACUUCCUCGAUCAAAUGAUGAUCUGGGUCCAAGAAGGAGUGGCCGGAGGAGCUAUGUUCCGUGCGGACGCCGCCGUCGUUGUCACGUGGUACAAUACCGCUUCCGCCAUUUCCGGACGUUCGGAUAUCGAUGCUGGACAAACUGGUACUUAUCAGGUCAUUUGGCUGACUGACUCCACUGCCCGUCUCUCUUAUGUCAUCAUCAACUACGACCGUCUUGGUUUCGAUGCUCAGGACUUCCGUGGAAACUCCAGAUCCGGAAGAUGUCGUGCCGUUUUCAACGGAGGAAAUCACACGGGAACAGUGGAAGUCGAUCCAACGCAACCGUACAAGAACACUCCGAAGGUUCUUGCCCAGAGAUCGGGAGUCCCUCACAUGGUCAGAGGACGGUACAUGUUCCGCGUGGACGACGUCGUUCGCCCGGCUGGAUGCUCGAACAAAACCGGAGGAACAUGUGAGUCAACUUGCUCCUAUUGCUCCUAUUGAUAUGAAAGUAUUCUUUGUUCAGACCCGAUUAUGAUCUACCCGAACAUCGUGAACAUGUUGGGAGACAUGACUGUCGACGUGAACGCGUGCUGCUUGGACCGUUCUCAGACCUACAUCAUGAUGAUUGAGGAAAGAGAAGUGGCCACUUGCCAAGUGAUCAACCCAGCAAUCGCCCGAUGCAGUCUGCCGAGAAUCUACGAUUGGGGAACCAAGACGGUCUACUUCCAGCCAGAAUCCAGAGGAGCAAACGAUGAAAAGGCAUUCGUGGGCUACAUUUAUUUUGGUAAUCAACAGUUUUGACGUGCUGUGAAUGAGUUCGAGUUGUUUCAGUGCCUCCCACGUUAGACCCAAUGAGGUUAGACAUCGGUAACAUCUAUGAAUGGUACAAGAAUCCAAUGACCAAUUACGUGAGUUUCAAGUAUUUCUACCAUUUCUACAGUCAUUUUACAGUUGAUGCCGAUAUCUUGGUACCCUCGAAACUUUACAAACCCGGACAUUCUGACUAAUGGAAACAACAUGGGAGUUCGAAUCUCGGACGAUUCCAUGUACGGAGUGCAACUUGGUCUUUACAUCAUCGGAUAUCGUGAGUUCAAGGAUGACGAGAUCAAGAAGUUCCGACCGGAAUACCGUACUCUCGCUCGUAUCACCACCUACAGUAAUCAGAACAACGCCAACUACCGCUGGAUACCGCAGGAGGAAGUGAUCAAUACCAACCAGGUGCAGCAAUGGUAUUUGACGGAUUGGGAACGAAUGCACACUCUCUACACUUAUCGUGUCGGAUUCUUCAAACUGGCGCCGAUCAAUCCAAACGAUCAGAACGGAACUCACCUUCUUCCGGGACUUGUCUCCGCACCCAUUUCGUUGCAUUGGCUGUGGACUCCGGAGAACCAGCAGUUCGCCACUUUGACCCUCAACCAGCAGGACAGAGAUCAGAGAGUCGAGUUCGUGAAGGAGAAGUCGAGGGAAAUGUGCCACGACUGGUACGACGAGGACGGCGCUCUUUGGAACUUCAUCCGAGACACGGAAACGAACACUUCCUGUCCGUGCAUUGAGACACAGGCUCUUCUUGAUUUGGGUCGAUUCAUGCCUCAUCCCAGAUGUUCUCAGGUAAUCUAUAAUACUCAAAUGCAUACUGUACUUAUCACUUUUUAGAUGUUCCGUGAUAUCACUUGCACAACAGUCAUCGGAUCAAAGAAUUGUUACAUGUCCUCCUCAAACAUUUACGCAAGUUACGCUGGAGACGGAAACACUUUCAACAACAGGGAUACCAAGUACGUGUUCUCAUCAUAGAGACAUCAUUGAGCUGUCUCUUUCAGUCGUUUCAUGACCCAUUAUGGUCAAGUGUGCUGCUACGAUGAGUCCGGAUACUUGAUGCAAACUCCUUAUCAGCCUGUCAUAAAAACGCAAAGGGAGUAUUUCUAUAAUCCUGGAUAUCCUUUACGCGCCUACGAGUUCGGAACGGCGCCAUAUAUGGGACAGUUUGAGGUGAGUGAUUUCCAAACAAUUGGCGAGAAACGGAGAGUUUCAGUAUGAUGAGACUAAGCAUUAUUUACCUGUAAGUUUAGGGUUUUUCGGAACAAAAUCAGAAUCACAACACAUUCUCACGUAUGAUCACUUUCAAAAUGAAUGAAAACACUGAAUAGGUUCUAGCAUGGAUUCGUCACAUUUAUUCUCAAAAACAUUGUUUUCACAGUGCCUAUUCGCUUCCAGGUACCUGGUUUAUCGGUGUUCCACAACGACUACAUGCCCUACUUCCUCUGCUGCAAAUUCGCGGACUUCCGAUGCCAGAUGUUCUAUUGGAGACGACCGUCGUCAGCGUGUCAACAAUAUCAGCCUCCUGCCAUCGGUAAGAAGCUUGUUCGCCGACAAUCUAAAAAUUACCAAGUGAAUUUCAGGUCAUGCACAAGGUACUGGAGUGUUCCAAACAAUCGACAAUGACAAGUUCAUCUUCAACGAGCCAGGAGUCUUUAAUUUCCUUUAUAUUCCGCAGUCAGUUCGCACUCCGGAAGUGAGAAUUCAGACAAGAUUGGAGAGAUAUCCGAACAGGAAGGUCGAUUUCGGACUGCUCGGACGGUACAUUUCACAAUACGAGCUCGUGCAACCGACCAAUGCGACUGUUAUCACUGGAAUCGCAAUGGAAGCCACCGGAACGGAGAGAGUCAUUGUGAUGACGAGAAAGGAUACGCGCAGAUUCCGUUAUCGAACCAACAUCAUCGUCGGAAACAUUCUGAGAUACUUCGACACAAUCCGUCUGCAGCGCUUCCGAGGAGUUCUCAUCUACGUGAACAACGUGGAGCGAGGUCAGCCGGAGAUCUACGUCGUGCUGGAAGAAGCACAGAUCGGAGUGAAAGUCACUGAAAGUUAUGCGCUCGACAUUGACCGUCUGCCGAAUUAUCAGGAAAGUAUGGGAAUCCUCGACAUUCAGAUCUCCGUGUCUCCUCAAUACGGAGUCCGUCCGGACGGAGACAAGACCCAGGAGAUGCAGUACCGACAGCUCUACAACUUGCCACGUGUCAGUGGAUUGAUCAGACCCUAUCCAGACCAGACAAGUGGAUCUCUGAACGAAGGACUCACCUUGAAUGAUGUGAACUCGGAUGCCUACAGACAACAGAUCAUCAACAACUGUAAGGGAUAUAAUUUCAUUCAGAAGUUCAGAAUUCCUUUCAGACCUUGUUUUGGGAACCGGAGAGCCAGGAUCUCAACAGAACACGGCAGGAACUCUGAACCAGAAUAUGCCACAAGACAACAUGUUCACCACUUCGAAGGACGAGGACAAGCAGUUCGAUGUGUUCCCAGAGGCCAGUAUGCGGUCAGAGCCCGUCUACAAAACUGCUCCGGUAUUCGACACGUAAGUGCAUCAUUCAGGAUACAAACAACACGUUUCUCUUUCAGUGGAACCUACCGAUUCGUGCCACAAACGGGAGCUAUGAUCCUCCAGUUGCUGAACACUUGCAGAGACUUACAGAACAACCCGAACAGUACGUUUUCAUCAUCACACAUUCUUUGAUAACCUCUCUCUUUUUAGCCGAUCUGCAACCUUAUCAGAGCAUUGCCACUCUCAGUUACGGACUCCAAUGUCCUGAUGAUCCGGGAUCAGUGCUGACGGAAUGCGGAGACAGUGUCGCGUGUCUCUAUGAUUACGCCCUUCUCAACUCAAAGAUCUUGGGACAAGAGGAGCAGGACGCGUGGAAUAUGUUCACUACUGACAGAGCGAUGGCCAUCAGACAAUGUAACUGUGAACGAAAAGCAUAAAAACACUAAAUGUUUCUGUUUCAGACAAUAGUUGCGGAGCUAUCAACAUUGAGUACCCGGAGUACAUGAUGAAGACACCGGCUCUCGCUCCAGGAUAUCUGCAGGGAGACGUCGCUCGUUUCGAAUGCUAUCAAUCCCAUUGGGUGAAAGGAGAUCAUGAGUACAAGUGUACGUUCCAUCGAAAACCGCCCCGACCAGAAUGAACGCUAUUUCAGGUGGUAUCGUUGUCGACUACAACCGUCCGAAUGAGUAUCGUUUCGAAUGGAACAAAGGAAAUCAGCCGUGGUGCCGUUCGAGAAUCAAGGAAAAUUAUUUCAAGUGGUUGGCCGUCGUCUUCGGACUCGUCGGAAUCAUCCUCGUCAUCUUGCUCAUCUUCCUCGUUUUCUGGUGCAUCAAGCAGAAGAAGCGACAAGAGAGCAGGAAUUACGGAGGUACCGCUGCCUACAGCAACAACGCCUUCCAGAAUCAGACGUACCAAACGAAGCCACCACGGACACUCUCAGUCGGAGACCUCUCGAAUGCUCCACGUACCGUAACAAUGCCCCCGCCACGUGGCACAACAGCAACGCCAGCCACGAUGGAGCCGAGAGGAUUCUCACCCGCUCCGUCGGACAUCCGUGGUUCGCAGGCCGGCAUGCUCGGACUGAACACGAGUGUCUAG
Messenger RNA from Caenorhabditis sp. 36 PRJEB53466, 5156 nucleotides. The record is from the annotation of a GenBank genome assembly. Lineage: Eukaryota; Metazoa; Nematoda; Chromadorea; Rhabditida; Rhabditidae.